Messenger RNA from Mycosarcoma maydis (corn smut), 2082 nucleotides. RefSeq lists its product as uncharacterized. The transcript has a single exon. The coding region runs from base 1 to 2082 and encodes 693 amino acids. Lineage: Eukaryota; Fungi; Basidiomycota; Ustilaginomycetes; Ustilaginales. The record is from RefSeq and is a predicted model, not a curated record.
AUGGAGUCACCCGUCGCCGCUUUGAUUCGAAGCGGCAACCUAGGUCAGCGCCAGGAAGAUUCGUUCACGCCUGAUCUACAGCAUUCACGCUACAUGUCGGGUGAAUCUGACAAUGAAUCGGCUUAUCCUACACCUUCGGACCCAACCACCGCCGCUCAACCAGUACCUCACGAGACAUGGCCCAUUAGCAGCAACAGCAAGAUGAUUGACGGCAUUCCGGUCCGCGCCGACGAGGAAGUGCGCAAGAUCCACUACAUUGACUCUUCCGCUGACCAUGCGUUCUUGACCCCAGCCACGAAACUGGAAGCUCCGACGGCAGUGGCUACGACGACCACAAUGCCCUCAUCGUCGGUCGGGAAUGUAGCCGACGUGUCUCAUUUGCAAGUCGCACCCACCAACCAGGCAGCUUCAGCAGCACCAACAGGAGCCUCGCCUAUCUCCUCUGCUACAUUGCCGCCCUGCUCAAGUGCAGCGCAGAACACCGGCACAGCUCAAGGUCUGACGGGGAACGCAGCUGCUGUGUCGUCAAUGCCUGCCACCGAUGCGGCUGUCUGUGCAGCGGACGCUCUGCCCUUGCGACCGGUAAACAUGGCAACCUCUUCUGCUGCGUCCACACCUGCUUCCACACCAGGCGCAACUCCACAAACGUAUGCACGCAAGAGAGGCAGGCCACGCAAGCACCCCCUCCCCGAUCCGAACGCACCACCCAAAUCGAAGCGCAAACUAAGUCCAGUCAGAUCUGCUGCCGCUGCUGCUAAGAAGAAAGCCACGGCGGCUGCCGCCGCUCGCUCUGCCGCCUCGAGUGCUGGAUCGCUCCUCUCUGUCCCCGAUCUCGGUCGUCUCAUCCCACAGGGUUCAACGUCGGACAAUGCACAAAAUUUUAUCCAGAACAAUCUUCGCUUGUUUGCCGAUCUCUUUGUGGCGCUCCAGAAGCAGGCAGCCACCGACAGUCCAGCACGCAACGAAUCCCUCGUCCUUCUCACCGGUGCAACACAGGAAAACAUGCAACACGCUCUCGACGCAGGUCAGAACGAGGUUUCGAAUAGCGAAAGCACCAGAACAUCUGUGAUAGAUGAACGUCCGCCCGAAGACAUGGCGACCUCGGCGCGUGAACCGACAGCUGCUCCAUCUACUCUGUACGCCGAUACUGGCGCCGGUAUGGCGAAUGUGGGAGCAACGUCGUCAACCUCAGCAGCUCCUUCUAACCCUAUCUCGGGACCCAGCGAUGCCAUUCGCGACGAAAUCAAGAAAAAGAUGGCCGACGUUACCAAGGGUCGCGAAGCCAUCCAAGCCGAGAUUCUUCAGAUGCGCGUCGACGCAAGCUUCUUCGAGAAUGCACAAAAGACGGUCGACGAACGCAUCGUUGUGCUCCGAGAUCGAAUUGCUAAGCACACAGCGCUGCUACAACGAGAGCGUGAAGCAACGCGCCAGGCGAGGGAAGCCACUCGCAGAGCCAAAAAGGAUCGUAAGGCAAGGGAGAAGAGUUUGCGCGAUAGCGAGAGGGAGGAGCGUCGGCUUGCUCAGACGUUUGCACAGCUUGAACGAGAGAUCGCUGCCGAAGAAGAGGAGCGGCGGCGACUGGAAGAGGUCGAUUCGAGCGACGAAGAGGAGGACGAGCGGCCCGAGGAGCAACGCGCUUCAGUCUCAGGAAGCCAGUUGCCAGCAACGGAAACAGCUUCGCUCAGUGCGAGUCCCACCGAAGCGACAACUGUCUCUGCCACCGGUACGCCUUCCAUUGGUAAUGAGGCAGCCAUCACACCAGACCGUGCCAUCGGCUUCAGCGACGAAGAGCUCGCCAAAGUGCUGGGUAUCUCGACCAGUGAGCUUGCAGGCUUCAGUCAGACGCUCGAGCUGACUGCUGGUUUGCCAACUUCGCCAACGCGUACACCGCUCAGCAGCAGUGCGGCUCAACCAGACGCGACACCUUCGACAUUUGCAUCCAUGCUUCCAUCCGUCACAGAGGCUUCUGAUUCGAAUGCUGACAGCUUUGACGUCGCCGCGUUUCUCGAGAUCGCUGGCUCGUUUGGCAGUGCCAGUGACGCUAUCACAAGCGAGUUAUCUGCAACGCAACAGCAAGGAUAA